UAAUUUUCAUUCUAUGUCUCUUUUUCCACCCCCAUAAGUGAGUAGCUCAUAGAGCUGAAACAGAAAAGAAAAAGAAAUGGCGAGAACGGCACUUCUCCACUUGCUCCGAUCUCAAACCAGAAACCUCUCUUCUCCUUCAACCGUCCAAUCAGGCUAUCGUGUUUGUAGGUUUGGCACAUGGUCACAUGCUCAUACUGCCAAAACCAACUAUAACAGUGCCAUCCAGAUUGCAGCUUCUCAGAAAAGAUGGGCAUCUCAAGCUAGGACAACAGAAGAUGACAACAGGAUCAGCAUUGGACCACGAAGAGGAAAAGAAGCUGGGGAGGAUGAAAAAGAAACUGGGGUGGUUUAUUAUGGUCCAAUCUCAUCAACCAUCAAGAAAGUAAAACUACUGUCUCUUUCAACCUGCUGUCUCUCGGUAUCACUGGGUCCAGUCAUAACCUUCAUGACAUCUCCUGAUAUGAAUGUCAUAUUGAAGGGUGCAGUUGCAUCUUCUGUGAUAUUCUUAAGUGCUUCAACAACAGCUGCCCUGCAUUGGUUUGUUACUCCCUAUAUUCACAAGCUCAGGUGGCAGCCUGGCUCAGACAGCUUUGAGGUCGAGAUGAUGUCUUGGAUGGCUACAUACAUUCCGAAGACUAUCAAGUUUGCUGAUAUCCGACCAGCAGAGACAAAUAGGCCAUUUGUGACAUUUAAGGCGGAUGGGAACUUCUAUUUUGUUGACACAGAGCAUUGUCAUAAUAAGGCAUUGUUGGCUAGACUGACUCCACAGAAAUCUCAAAAUGAAUCUGCUUUUAAGAACUUGUGAUAUACAGCAAGAGGUCUUCAAGAUAUUGGAUUGCAGAACUAAUGUUUAGUUUCUGGAUUGGCAGGAGCCUGAGGGCCUUCUAUAAAUUGUGCUUCGUCCAUUUAUUAGUGAGACAUCCUUUCUGCUUUUGUUGUUGAAUUUGAGAAGGGAGAUAAAGAAAUCUUUAUGCGACUCCGUUUUUGUCAUGUAAACAUGGAUAGGUGGAUAAGUGAAUUUUGGCACUUAGAAUAAAACAAAUCCCCAGAGUUUACAGAAGAAGAUUAAAA
Molecule: messenger RNA, 1071 nt
Organism: Ricinus communis (castor bean)
Lineage: Eukaryota; Viridiplantae; Streptophyta; Magnoliopsida; Malpighiales; Euphorbiaceae
Exons: 2
Coding region: 77-805 (242 amino acids)
Biological process (GO): mitochondrial proton-transporting ATP synthase complex assembly
Cellular component (GO): mitochondrial membrane
Source: RefSeq, a predicted model, not a curated record